Messenger RNA from Geodia barretti, 235 nucleotides. The record is from the annotation of a GenBank genome assembly. Lineage: Eukaryota; Metazoa; Porifera; Demospongiae; Tetractinellida; Geodiidae.
GCAUUAACUCAAAACAAGCUCAAGCUACAUACAGACAAUUCUUCAGGCUCUUCAAAGUAUGUGUGCGAUGAGGAGCAUAGGUUAGUACCGCACGUGUGGCCACUUUUCCCAAACCUAUUCCACGCAAAAGUAGUUGCAAUUUCAUGGUUGAGCACCAGGUAGGUGUACAUACAAAAAUAACCCAAGCCAGUAUAAGUCACAUAAUUUCCCACUCAUAAUGUACCAUUACGUAAUA